Messenger RNA from Rhodotorula toruloides NP11, 1044 nucleotides. RefSeq lists its product as uncharacterized. The coding region runs from base 1 to 1044 and encodes 347 amino acids. Lineage: Eukaryota; Fungi; Basidiomycota; Microbotryomycetes; Sporidiobolales; Sporidiobolaceae. The transcript is spliced from 3 exons. The record is from RefSeq and is a predicted model, not a curated record.
AUGGCGAUGUCGCUUCCUCUCAAACUUGCGCUCCAGAUCGUCGAUAUCGCUCGCUUCCGCCGACUUGAUGAGAGUGCCAUCGAACACAUGCGGUGGCUCACAUGGAUCGGCCUGGCGUGCAAGGCGUUCUACGGAGUCGUCGAGCGGACGUUGAGGACGACCAUGUUUGCCACGCUCUCGACCAACCUCGACAAGAGCUUCGUCGAACGCACCUUGGCGGCAGCGCGCGCGGGCAGGCCUUUCGAGACGUUGUUUUUGCGGACCAAGGAUGACGCCCUGGUGAGCUGGACUAUCGAGGAGACGCACGGCAGCGAACAUUGUCCCGCUCUCGCAUAUCUCGUCGCUUCCGGCAGCAGGAUGUCAGGUCGGGCGAGGUACCCUUAUCUCGCCUUACAUGAACUCGCCGUUGAUCUCGACGCUGGAGACUUGGUGCAGCAGCUAGUUUCGCCCUUGGUCACCCCCAAUCUUCGGGUUCUGGCAAUUUGGGAACGCCCGUCCUCCUCUAUGCCUGCGGAAGACCUUUUCGAUGAUGACCUCCUUACCCGACUCGACUUCGUCCAGAUCACCUUUCGCCCCUUCCACUCUGAACCAACGAGUCGACUCUGCAGCAAUCAGCACUCAACACCGGUCCUCCUCUGCCCCGACCGUGCCGCCGUCAGCGGAAUCGUUCCCGAAAGCUUCUGCCAAUCCUACCUCCAGCUUCACUCCAUCCGCGGCACCGACGAGCACUCGAUGAUAUGUGUGCUUUACCUUACCGUCUGCAUCCGGCAGGGUGCAGCAAAGAAGGCGCUGUUUCUCCCUCAAGAGCUUCAUCCGUCGGUGGCGAUACCGAGUUCAACUCUACUCAGUCGCGCCCGCGAUGACUUGCUCGAUGCCAUCGACGACGCAGAAGUCGAGUACGUCGGCUGGUACCACGCCGACGAGGAGACAGACGCCUCGCCUUCGGAACCGUUCCGCCGCUACCUCGACAGGAAGAGACUUGAGGGACGCAUGCGAGGCGGCGAUGGACUCGGAACGGUACAGUACGAUACGAGCAACGUGUAA